AUUCCCUGAAGCGGUAAGUUGACCGCGCUAAAUCCGCUCUUUCCUCAGGCUAGGGUUUCGAUCAGAAGGACAGGGUUUUAAACUUCUUCCCCUUUUGCCUCUUCGAUCUCCGCCGCUGCUUCGGUCUAGUGUUCCUCCCUCCGGCCGCUGCCAUGGUCAUGGAGGCACCCCUCUCCGGCACGGCCAUCGCGAAGCGCCUUGCAUCGUGCAACAAGUCCACCCGCGACCGGGCCGUCCGCGCUCUCACCAGUUGGCUCCCCCAGCAGCUCGACGCCGCCGUCUCCGACGGUGACCUCCUCAAGAUCUGGAAGGGCCUCUUCUACUGCGUCUGGCACUCCGACAAGCUCCCCGUCCAGAUCGACCUCACCAACCGCCUCGCCUAUCUCCUCGAGGCCCUUGCCGCACCCCUCGCCGCCCGCUACUUCGAGGCCUUCAUCCUCACCGUCCGCCGCGAGUGGGCCGGCAUCGACUUUCUCCGCCUCGAUAAGUUCUACCUCUUGAUCCGGCGGUUCCUCCGCCACCUCUUCCUUCUCCUCAGGAAGAACGCUUGGGAUCUCGAUCUUUCCGCCCGCCUGAUAGGGAUUCUGUCGGAAAAAUCGCUUCUUGCUGCCGAUAAAUACCCGGCCCAGGGCGUCAGCUACCACUUCGCCGAGAUCUUCUUGGAUGAGAUUAAGGAGUUCCUCCCGCUCGCGGUGGAAACCCUAGACGUGCUGCUGAAGCCCUUCCUCUCUGUGCUGGAGAAGUCUACUGAUAAGGUCUUGGCGAACAAGAUCAAGGUGAAUGUUUUCGAGCGCUUGCUCCAGAACGGUGUGAAGCUAUUGGAUGUUGAGAAGGCUGGAAAUCAAGUGGAGUCUGGCAGUGACGCCGAGAAAUUUGGAAAAAUUCCUUUGGUGUUGAGCUUUUCGAAGAGGUUCUUCGACUCUGCUUCGGCUUCUGAGACACUUCAGGGCAAUAGGAAAGUCCUGUUUGGUUUGCAUGAAGGUUUUCUCAAAUUGGAGAAGGAUUUAGAGAAAUCCGGAGUUCAUAUCUCAGUCCAGCAUCUGGCAAAUGGGAAUUCAGUGAAGGUGCCCGAGCCCAUGUUCUCAGAUAACUCUGAACAAGUUGACGUGGACAUGGGAAAUGGUGAUGGGGCUUCAGACGAUCAGCCACUCAAGAAGAAGAAAAAAAAGGAGAAGAAGAAAACAAAGAAAGCAUUGGAUGGUACUCAGAAAAAGAAUAAGUCCAAAAAGAAGAAGUCUUUGGAUUCAACUACAGAAAUUAAUGAUGCCAAACCAUUGAGUGAGCUUAAUGAUCUUGCUAAUGGUGGGAAUAUUAAUGGGGAUGCUGCAGAAACGCAUGACUUGAUUAAUUUUGAUGAAUGUGUAAUCUCAAAUCUUCAGAAGCAGUUCGAGAAAGCUGCUGCUGAAGCUGGCUUGGCAAAUGAUGGCGAAAGAUUGAAUGCUCUGCCAGCAAAACUGGUUACUGAUACUGUGCCUAAGAAGAGAAAAAGAGCAAAGAGUGCAGAGGGGAAGGCCACUGUUAGUGGAACUGAUGUUAAUGGAGACAGCAUAGCUGGAAAGAGCGGAGAGAAGAGUGCAAAGAAGGUUCGGUUUUCAAUGAAGAGCAACUUGGUGUGGAAGCCUCACAGUCCUUUGCCUCCCCAGAGUUUGAGAUUGCCACCAUCUGCUACCCCGAGAGGUAGUGCACUGAAGAAAGGUAUUCCUCCUGGCCCUAUUAAAGAGACCCCUCCCACAGUUAAAAAGAUCAAGGUGAAGGCCAACUCCGUCAAGAAGGGCAGGAAGAUCUCCACUGUUUCUUCAGCUGUCAAGCACCUCCGGAAGCUACAAAGGCUUUCUGCAUAGAUCAGUGUUAUCAUUACGGACCUCAGUUAUCCACUUGUGCUGCUCAAGCUUUAGAGAAGUUGGAGGCUAUAAUGAAGGGGAACAUACUGAAGCCGCUGAGGGAGCAGGGGAACUUAUCAUUUAUAUUUCUUCCUGGAGACAGGGUGAAGAUUAUUUGAGAAUUUGAAUUUGCUUGUUUAAUUAAUCAAUUGUGCGAAUCUAGUUUAGAGUUUAUGAAUGUUGUUCUACAAUUGCAACACAUGCCAAUUGUCACCCUCUUCCAAGUUCUGUUCUUCAGUAUAUUAGUUUUUUUCCUUUGAGCUGCACAGAGAGAGAGAGAGAGAGAGAGAGAGAGAGACCUUUCUUCACUUCUAAGAGGGAAACAUAUCUAGAGUGAAAAUAACUAUCUUCUUUCGGAACUUAAGUAACUUGUCACUUGUGCUCAAAUGCUUCCAUUAUUUCAAUAUAUAAUUACAAUUAUGUAACUGCAAUUAGAUGCA
This is a messenger RNA of Phoenix dactylifera (date palm), 2320 nucleotides long. The record is from RefSeq and is a predicted model, not a curated record. NCBI's taxonomy places the organism in Eukaryota, Viridiplantae, Streptophyta, Magnoliopsida, Arecales, Arecaceae.